Molecule: messenger RNA, 1083 nt
Organism: Pseudonaja textilis
Lineage: Eukaryota; Metazoa; Chordata; Lepidosauria; Squamata; Elapidae
Source: RefSeq, a predicted model, not a curated record
AUGCAGGACUCAACCACGGCCCUUGCUAUGGACGGUUACACCAGCAGCGUGCCAGCCUUCCUUACUAAGUUGUGGACUCUGGUUGAAGAUCCCGAGACCAACCACCUUAUCUGCUGGAAUACGAAUGGCACCAGCUUCCAUGUUUUCGAUCAGAGCCAGUUUGCCAAGGAAGUCCUGCCCAAAUAUUUCAAGCACAACAACAUGGCCAGUUUUGUCCGCCAGCUGAAUAUGUAUGGGUUUAGGAAAGUGGUAAACAUCGAACAAGGUGGACUUGUGAAACCCGAACGUGAUGAUACCGAAUUCCAACAUCUUUAUUUCCUACAAGGCCACGAACAUCUUUUGGAGCUGAUCAAAAGGAAGGUCUCUGUGGUGAAAAGUGAAGAGACCAAGAUGCGCCAAGAAGACCUCAGCAGGCUCUUGUAUGAGAUCCAAGUCCUCCGGAACCAGCAGGAGAUGAUGGAGUGUCAAGUUCAGGAUGUGAAACAGCAGAAUGAGGUUUUGUGGAAAGAAGUUCUGUGUCUCCGGCAAAACCAUUUGCAGCAUCAGAAAGUGAUCAAUAAGCUGAUUCAGUUUCUAUUUGGCCAGCUCCAGUCCAGGCCCAACAGCCCUGGGAUAAAGAGAAAACGGCCUCUCAUGUUGGAUGACGGGAACUCUGCCCCACAGGUGGCCAAAUUCAGAAGACCUCUGCCUUUGGAUCCCUUUCACGAGCCUUGCUACAUUCAGCCUCCACCCGCAGAGCCGGCCUCGUGUUUAAACAGCCCUGUUCCGAGAGGAGCCAUCAUUUCUGAUGUUUCCGAAGCCGCCCAGCCCAGUCCGGUGGCUUUACAGCUCCCUCCCGACAGUGAGAGAACAGUCAUACCUGAUCUCUGGGACGGGGCUGAUCUGAAUUUGGAAGGCUUUCAGAUCUUUCUAAGAAACCCGCAAUACAGUCUGGAAACCAACAGAUCUCUGGAGGCUUUUAAUCCCAUGAUCCCGUCGAGUGAGUGGGCUUUAAAUGACGUGGAGGCUGAUUUGUCUGAUUAUUAUUUUUUGCACCAGUCUGCAGAUGCUCACUGUGGAACAGCUGGAGAAGAGCAAAAAUAA